AACAGCUCCACUCCAGACAGACUCGAGAGCGCCGCUAGGAGCGAGGCAGGUUGAUUUUUUUUGUCUUUGGGAACCCCACCGGCUACUACAGACAAUGAUGAGUCGGUGAAAGUGCCGUUUAUCAAAGUGAAUAUCGCGUAUUUCUUCCUCCUCCUUCCUCUUCUUUAUAAAUCCUGUACGACUGGGCAAUCGAAAUGACGACGACCACCAAUUAUCAAGGGAUGGAGCCCGGCUCAAAGAGCAGCUCGAGAGUUCUGCGCCCUCCUGGUGGCGGCUCCAACAUUUCGUUUGGUGCAGAUCAGGAUAAGCCCCCUGUCAAGAAAGACAAGAUGGCCUCCAGUGUUUUUGCUGAACCGGAGGACCUCUAUGCUAAUCGAAGGAACAACCCACCAGGGGGCAGUGCUACAGGUGUGCUGUGUGGUGAGCCAUCGGCCCCUUUGAGAAGAGGAGGAAAUCAAACCACCAACUCUGCAGACGCUGCCACUACAGAUGGAGAAAAUUAUGCGCACAGUAACGAAAACUGUGUGGCGGCUGAGCCCGAAGCGGCCCCGGCGCCGCAGGAAGAAGCCCCUCCAGCUGAGGAGUCCGCUGCAGGAGGUGCGUCCGGCCGCAGGAAUCCUCCCGGGGGCAAGUCCAGCCUUAUCCUGGGUUAAAUCCACCGCCAACUCCCCCCCUCUCCUCCUUUACAUCCUCUCAUCUCUGAACUCAUCAACUCUUUUGGUUACCAAGGAAACCCCCAGCCCAUUUUGUCUGUACCGCAGGAACCCUAUCUGACGUCUGCCGGACAUCCAGUCUCCUCCAAGUGCAUUGUUUUGAUACCUCUUUUUUUAAAAACUGUUUUGUACUGUUUUUAUUGUUUGUUUCUUUUUGACAGAAGCACUUUAUGUAACUCUAAUUACAUGGUUCAAAGUCUGCCUUCUACCCGUCUGUAUUUGCAUUUGACCUGGCAAAAAAAAAAAAAAAAA
Molecule: messenger RNA, 965 nt
Organism: Labrus bergylta (ballan wrasse)
Lineage: Eukaryota; Metazoa; Chordata; Actinopteri; Labriformes; Labridae
Source: RefSeq, a predicted model, not a curated record